AUGAACAACUCUUCCACGCAAGCUCAAUCAACCCAGGCAGUGCCAUUUAUGAAGUUUACCGAGUUAGUUGCUUGGAGUUGUGCGUUUGGUGUUGUCGAUGUUUUUAUUCUGGUUGGAAAUGUUCUUACGCUAAUAGUCUUCAUUACAAACAAGAAGCUUUUGAGGGUACGAGCCAACUACUUCUUGAUAAACUUAGCUCUAGCUGACAUUUUGGUUGGUACGUCUGCCAUUCCCAUGUAUGUUUACCACUUGAUUUCAGCGUGGCACAAAGGAAGCACUGUUUGGCACCAACGUUCAUACAAGAUUUACACGGUGGUGGACGUUUUCGUCGGUUGCGCAUCAAUAUUCACUCUAACUAUUAUUGCUUUGGAAAGAGCCUUUUCGGUUUGCUUGCCUCAUGUCCACCGCCACAUUAAAAACAAAGUCUACUAUAACCUCGUUGGGCUGAUAUGGUUCAUGUCCAUUCUGGUUGCCGUUUUGCGCUUUCUUUUCGAGAACGAAUUGUUAUCGAUAAUUUUUUUCUUCUACUUUUUGCUUGUCUUCUUUGCAAUUGCAUUGUCAAUCAUCUGCAUUUCAUACGCAGUGAUUUGGUUUCGAAUGAAGUUCCGUUUUUCCAGGAGAGACAGCAACAAGCGUUCAAGAGAACAGGACAAAAGACUAGCCAUAACGCUAUCCACAGUGACCAUGAUAUUUGUACUCACGUGGCUACCCUUCCAAAUCAUAAAUAUCGUUUCAUUUUUCUGCAAGCCCUGUCGUCAAAUGCCGAACGAGUUGGUUAAUUUCACGAAAUUUUUGCAUUAUGGAAACUCUUGUGUUAACCCUAUAGUCUACUCCUUCCUAGUUCCCGAGUUUAGAAACACAUUAACCAGAUUUUUGAGAAAAUUAAGGACCUAAUGGUGUUUAAGUAAUGGGCGCAUAAUGAUCAUAAUAAUUUGUCUCUUUCCAUUGUUCAUAAGGAAGAGCUUUAAAAUUCCGGCAUGUCUCUUGCUAUGUUAGAACAGUCCACACAAAUACCACCAAUAUACCCAGAUUUGGCAACAUUGUACAUGCACUCAUCACUAUGAACUGCUGACCAUAACGAGCAGUAAGAAUUUAAAGCUUCAAAUUAUGGCAACACUGCUACAAGAGUAUGAUGCCUCAAGGCAGUUCGAAUGUGAAAAAAAAAAUGAACUCUGUAACACUUAAACUUAUAACAGUCGUUUCCUCCUUGCAAGACUCAGCAGUUUCUGCGUGAUAGUUUUGAAACAAAAAUGAGUAAAUAUGCAAGAACAUACCACUAGGUAUAGCCACUAUGUUACAAUCAUGGAGCACUUUUUUUCUGCUGUAUUCUGGAGGAAGUUGGAUGUUAAUGCACAAUACUUGAGACAGACAAUAAAAAACAAGGGCCAGUGCCAUUUUUGUUUCCACUUUUGUGUCGAUUUUAGUCUCCAUUAUUGAAUUUUCCUUACCGUGGAGCCUUAGGCCCCGUUAAUAUGGAGAAAAGUUGUCCCAGGUAGACAUAGAAGGGUCACCUGCCUAGCCGAGCUACAAUGGGCGAAUCAACUUUUCCUGUAUUUCCUUGCAAAACGUCACGUGACAAGCCAUUUAUAUGACAAACAAAACGUUUGCUAAGCUAGAAGGGGGUGAGCCGUGUAGCCAGGUCACUCUUUUGUGAUGGUGGGGUCCUAGUCGGGCCAACCUUUCUCCACUUCGGAUCGCCCAGCUGGGUCAACUCGGUCAAGGUGAGACAAUCAGAGCAUGCACGAGCGCCGUUGGAUCGGGCAAAGGGGUCAACUUUUCUCUCAUAUAAACGUUCACAAUAAAGUUGACUUGGAUGGGAGGGUCGACCCUUCUCCUCGGGAAACGUUUUCUCCAUAUAUUCAGGGCCAUAUUAGUAUAAGCGACAAAUAUGUGCAGUAUGGUUUUUAUCCAGGGGGAGAGGAGAAGGAGAGAAAAUCCAACGCCCGCCCCGCCUUGUCGAUUGGUAAGCGCUCGACGUGAUAUCUACGUCUUAUUCCCCACAGUGCAUAAAAACUCAAUGUAGAAGGAAGAUGGAAAUAGGAAACGUUUUCUCAAGAAUGAUAUCACCCCAAAAAGCUCACGAAAAUAAGGACUGACAUUAUAUCAGAUGAAAGCUCGCUGUACUAAUUAUUACAGUAGGAGAAAAAGAAAGUUAUGAACCGCAUACUAAUUAUGAAGGAAACAAAUAUCUCGACAACACACUUAGGCUAUGUUCACACCAUACCGGAUAGCUUUUGGGCCGCCACGAAAAUCAUCCCAGAUAUAGAGGGCUUCUGUUCAAACACUGAGAACGGUGAUUUCGGCGCAACUUCUAUGACGGAGCGAAGCUGCACCGCGCCGAUCUCGAAAGCGGACCGUCACCUAUCGGAUAGUCUCUGCGCCUCACUUUGGUGCAGUGUGUCCACCUAUUCGGACCGUCGCGGAAGUAAAAGAGUAGGAGUGAGGACUGGAAUUUUGUGCACCAAACCCUCUCGGCCAACCGCCCCGGCACGAGGUUCCAUGUGUGUGAACGACUUGUGCCGCCCCGGGCCGUUGCUGUUCAUAUUAUACCGGUAUUGUGUGAAAAUAGACCUGCAGUUAAAGAGAUUGAUAUGAAUUAAGAACCAUAAACUCGGCAGUCGAGGCAGAAUUAUACCUGUAUUAAACUUCUAUGUGAUAAGUAUGAAUAAAACCUCUUCCAGUCAACGGUAUUCACAGCGUACUUUAGACAAAAAUCGCAAGUGUUUCUUGUUGGCUUCACGGGUCCCUCAACGAAGACAACGGGUCCCGAGGCUUAACUCGCAGCAUAUAUCCAAAGUGUACAUCUAAGCGUAGGAAAACCACAAAAAAGCUAAUAUGAACAGAUGAAGACAUUAACAUAGCAUACUCUCUUACGAUUAGGUUAGCAAGCUUUUGCGAUACUGACCUCAGCUCCGCCCUCUUUGCGUGGCGAGCCUUCAGUAAUCUGGUGAAAGCACUCGAAGAACUCACCGUUACUAACUGACGUCCCACUGGCACGCGGAGUCAAGAUAUGGAAUCGGAGGGCGAGAUAGUCGCCCCCUUCCUCCUGAUCUAAAUGAUUUUGGGGGAAAAAGAGACUGUGAGCAGUCCAUGGUGAAUUUUCCAUACAAAAAUCUACAAAGCUAUAAAAGGACAUAUUUUAUUUCCUCAGUCUGUGAUCCUUUCUAUUCUCCUUUGCAACUUAAUUUUUGCCCUAAUCAAGUCAAUCCCGAAUAACUACUUGACGCAAAUAGUCUGGUGAGGCAGACAUUAGGGACUGUGCAAUAAUUAUCAGGAGGGGGGGGGGGGGUGNUAAUUGAGCUGAUCCUAUGUAAAGCAAAAAUCAUGAACUUGUUUUUCAGCUUCCCCCAUAAAACAAUGGGAAUCAAACAGAUCUCGUAGACAAGCUUUGUCGGUUUUUGAUGUGAAUAAAAGUAAUGUUUCUUCAUCGACUGAAUCAAUUUGCUGAAUUCCAUAUAUAUCUGGCUCAUAACAAAGUUCAUCAGGCUCUCCUCCCAAGGAUCUAAAUAUAAUGCAAGCUCUUUUUCGUCUGUUAUUUGAAGCGUUCAAUCUCCUGUUCUUUGAUUUUUUUUCUCUGCUCCUUUCUCUUUCUGGCUUCAGGAGUUUUAGUUUUUGAGCCAAUGUGGUAAGCACCCCGGUACUUAGCAAAUGCUUUGUCUAAAUCUUGGGUGGGUGGUCGGGGGGGGCGGGGGGGUGCGACGUUAUUUUUAACAUAACAGAGGGGGGUUUAAACUAUUUUUUUUGGUUUUGGAGGGGGGGCACUGUAUAAGUUUUUGCUAGAAAACUCUAGUUUUUCAGCCCCCCUCCCCUCCUGAUAAUUAUUGCACAGUCCCUUACUGCGAUAGAUAUCGAUAAAAAAUAUACUUUCAUUAUUAGUUUAUAAUUCUUAAUGAUUUCAACAUCCUUUUCAACAGCUACUCUGGUACAAUACCACAAACAAGCCGUAAGAAAGAAAUCUUGUUAUAUUCACAUACGUCUGAUAUCUGAGCUUAGUCUUUUAGGAUAUCUAAUACAUCAGUACGUGCCCGAGGCCAUUUAAAGGGCGCUAGAGCCAUCGUUCAUCCGGCUAGUGAAUCUAACUUGCAGAGUCAUGCAAAUUAACUGGUAUCAAUCAUCUUGUGUUUUUAUUAAUUUGAUUUUAAUUAUAGAACCAUACUUCAAUGUACGAUAGUGAAAAUUCUAAGUCAAUAAUAAUGAAUAGGAUAGGUCACUCACUCAUGGGUCCAAAUCCAUCAACAAAUAGAUUAAUAAUAAACUAUUACCGAAUCCUCUUAAUACUGACUCACGAUUUCCGUUGUAUAUCAAAUUUAUGCCUUCUGGAUGUGACUGAAUUGCAUCAACUCAAUAUUGUUUGUUGACCAAUAUAUAAUGCUAUUGUUAGGUUAACGAUAUACAAAAUUUCAAAGUAUUCCAAUCCAUGCUGGUUUUGUGGUCACUUGAAGCGACCCUGGCGGCCCCAAAACUCUCUUCAAGGACUGACAGAUACGGCGCAUCUUUGGAAAUUCUGUAAAAACCGUCUGAAUAAGGCAAACUGAAGAGCCGAGUGAAAAUUGUGAGACAACCUAAGGUGAGGCUUAAACUGAAGAGUAUGGAACUGCGAAAAAGGGUUUGCACCUGAUUGGCCAUGCUCUGAAGAACAUUAGCUAACAUCAGUAAUUAUCAUCUGUAACAUUGAUGUUAUGUGAGUUAAUAGGGCAUUUGGUGGUUGUUGGUUUUUGCCAACAUGAAUAUGUUCAUCCUCAGCGUAGUUUGGGUGGCACUAAGAAACAGUAGUGUAGCCGCUUUUGCUCUUCUAGGAAUUGACGUACAUGAACACGAAGUAAUAAAGUAAAUGGAGCUUGAUCGCCCAUAUACAUCACAAUUAACAUAUAAAAUCUUGACAUGGUACCUGGCCGGACAUUCAAUGUCUGUAAUGCUGAAGUGAUUUUCAUACGGGGAUUUUGUUGUUAGGUUUAUUCUUAGCUAUGUCUUAAAAUGCAAUGUGAUCGUAUAUCCUUUUUCAGUAUAACUAUAAUAUUUUGCCGCGGGCUAUUAGUAUAAUGAAAUUGGAUAGAAUAUACCCGCGACACGGGUUCUUCUUGUAAUUUAACAAACGACUAGCGAUCCUAACCAAGUUAAUGGAGCUGAUGUGAGCGAGCAAUUCGCUGAUUUGAAGGGAAAAUAAACCAGGAAACAUAUGUACCAUUUAUCCUCUCAUUCCUUACCAGUUGAGGAAAUUAAAAGUAAAAGAGUUGUAACGUAUCAGUUGAACAAGAAAAGGUGACACAUGAAGUUCCCUUGAGUUUUUAAAAUGAAAGUUUGAAUUCAUGGACUAUUCUCACUAGAUCAUUCUUAGUGACUCCACUCAUCAACUUUCCUAAUCGAGACAUUUUCCUAAACGCCAUCUCCCCAAUUCAGUCUCAAGCCUUCUCCAAUUUCUUUUGUGCAAACUAUAGAAAUAGCCUAGAAAGCAGUUUACUUAAUGGAAGUGAAUUGCAUCUUUUUUUUUCUGUGAGAAAUGUGAUAAAUAACUGCUCUACGUCAAUGAAAAUACUACAGACGUGGCGGCAUUGAUACUUGUAUGGACAAAUGCUUCCGUCAAAACUUGUACUGUGACCUUGAUUGAUGUACGUUUUUUAAAAGAAUAUCAGUUUUCGCCAGAUCAAUUACGUCUAUUCCAUGCAGACACGAUUUCACCACUUGACAAAAAAUAAAUGAUUGUCAAUGGGUCAGUAAUGCAACCAAUGUUCUGGGAGCAGCUAACGUAUCGGUUAUGUGAUAAUUCACUAGUUUUCACCAGUUCUAAUUAGUGCACACGUCACGUAUACACUGUAAAGUCUCGAUUGCGUCCCAGCUAGUUAAUUGAAACUGGUAUAGUAGGACAGGAGAUAUACUACAGGGAUAUGAUUUACUUGACCCUGGAAAAGGGUACACUAAAAUCAUAACUUAUCGGAAUCAGUAUUUUUGCGUGCCCUGCACUCCAUCUGAAUCCCGUUUUUGGGUGUGGCUCAAAUUUGAUUUUAAUACAAAGAGGAACAAAUUCCAAGAGACAAAUAUAGCAGAACUCGGACAAUUUCAACGAAACUGCUGUAGGCGAUACGUUUUGAAUGAAGAGAUUAUCGUCAUUCGAAUUCGGUAAUUUUAGAUUUUAGCGCCCUUUAAUAUUUAUAGCCCCCGUACAAAUAUUUUGAAAUCUGAAGGAUCACAAACACCACCGGCAUUUCCAUGAUGAAACAAAAAGACCAGAAAGAUAUUCAGGUUAUAAAUUAUUUAAAGAAAUUUUAUUGGAAAAGACACGGUAUAACUUACUUUAGUUGUAAUAAGCACAUUUUCCCAAUUCAGAUUCCACGGUUCUUAGUAGUUUAUCAAUGAGUAACUAGACUAUGAAUUCAGAAUGUUAUUUUGAGUGAAAUAAUUCCUCCUCUCUUUUUCGAUCAUCCAAAGAAAGGAAAAAUGAACUAGGCUUUACGAACAUAAUUAGAGCUAACAUAUAUACAGUACCCAAUGUUACACAACAUGUGGACCUUUCGUUUACAGUUGUAAUCAGGUGAACAAACACAGGUAUGGAUACUGCCAUGAAUGUUCUUAAACCAGUCUAUCAGAAUUAACAUAACAUGCUCAGUUGCAAAAAGGGAUCUGAUUCAACUUUUUCUUUAUUCACAAUCAUACGUUUUACCGUUAGAAUCACCGUAAGAGGAAAAUUAGUCUGGUUAUUCUUUUGUGUUUGUGUGUGUGUCUGAUAAGGACAGUUCACAGUUAAGUACUAUAUUUUUUUGAAUUGUUAUUUUCACAGAGUGAUCAUGAAUACUUCAGUCACUACUGAUAGCGAGGAAGGAGAAGGCAUGCUCAGUUCUUCAAGUUAUGAAGUCAUUCUAUGGUGCGCAGUGUUCAUAUUUACAUCUAUCACGGUUCUUUUUGGAAACACUCUAGCUAUCGCUGUUUUUGUUGGCAAGAAGUUACUACGCAAGAGAAGUAAUAUACUACUACUGAAUUUAGCCACCGCCGAUCUAGUUAUUGGCAGUGUUGCUAUACCUAUGUACGUUUACAUUUUUUACAAAUCCCAUAAAGCAGAUCAACGGGAAAGCAGGAUCGUUAAUGACGUGUACCUAUGCGUAGAUAUAUUUGCUGGACUGUCAUCCAUGUUACUUUUGGUGGUUACUGCUUUGGAGAGAGUCUACUCGAUCUUCUUUCCUUUUAGCCAUAGGUGUACUUCCAGACAAUUUUACUGGCUUUCAGCUUGCUCUGCUUGGAUAAUUGCCGGUUGCGUUGCUUGUCUCAAGCUCCUCUUUUCAAGGAGAGUAAUACCUCCCUCGUAUGAUAACUACAUAAUUGUGACUGUAGUUUCUUUGGCGAUUUUGACCAUGUCAGCCUCUUAUGUAGCUAUUUGGACCAGGCUACAAUGUCGCAGGAAGAACAGUAGUGUAAUCGUGCAAGAGAAGCCCGUAGCGAUGGCAAUGUUAAUAGUCACCAUUGCCUUUCUAGGAAUGUGGUUACCAAUAUCUUUCAUAAACCUGAUUGGCAGUUUUGACAGUCGGUCGGUUCUUGUCAUCCCCUUAAACGCGAUUUACUUUGCCAAGCUUUUACAGUAUUGCAACUCUGUUGUUAAUCCUAUUAUAUACUCCUUAAAGCUUCCGCAGUUCCGCAAAGCCUUGGAUAGACUUCGUCAUAAAAGUUCCGUUAUAACAGAACACAGAACACAGAACGAUAGGCCCUUAAUAUAA
Molecule: messenger RNA, 7700 nt
Organism: Porites evermanni
Lineage: Eukaryota; Metazoa; Cnidaria; Anthozoa; Scleractinia; Poritidae
Source: the annotation of a GenBank genome assembly